This is a messenger RNA of Gadus macrocephalus (Pacific cod), 577 nucleotides long. RefSeq names its product guanine nucleotide exchange factor subunit RIC1-like. Bases 14 to 322 code for a protein of 102 amino acids. The transcript is spliced from 2 exons. The record is from RefSeq and is a predicted model, not a curated record. Lineage: Eukaryota; Metazoa; Chordata; Actinopteri; Gadiformes; Gadidae.
UCACCCAGUCACCAUGGACCAGUACAACAGGUGGGUUCACCCAGUCACCAUGGACCAGUACAACAGGUGGGUUCACCCAGUCACCAUGGACCAGUACAACAGGUCUGUUCACCCAGUCACCAUGGACCAGUACAACAGGUCUGUUCACCCAGUCACCAUGGACCAGUACAACAGGUCUGUUCACCCAGUCACCAUGGACCAGUACAACAGGUCUGUUCACCCAGUCACCAUGGACCAGUACAACAGGUCUGUUCACCCAGUCACCAUGGACCAGUACAACAGGUCUGUUCACCCAGUCACCAUGGACCAGUACAACAGGUAGGUUCACUCAAGCAUCAUGCAGUGCUACAACAGGAACGUUCACUCAUUCACCCUCUAGCUGUACAACAGGAACAUUCACUAUUUCACUCAUUAACCAAUACAACAGGAACAUUCACUAUUUCAUUCAUUAACCAAUACAACAGGAACAUUCACUAAUACAACAGGUACAUUCACUCAUUCACCCCCCAGUUGGACAACAGUUCCAUUCACUCAGUCACUCAUUCACCAUCCAGCUGUACAACAGGUGCAUUCACUC